This is a messenger RNA of Coregonus clupeaformis (lake whitefish), 2023 nucleotides long. RefSeq names its product serine/arginine-rich splicing factor 5. Gene Ontology annotation, molecular function: mRNA binding. Lineage: Eukaryota; Metazoa; Chordata; Actinopteri; Salmoniformes; Salmonidae. The record is from RefSeq and is a predicted model, not a curated record. The transcript is spliced from 9 exons. The coding region runs from base 124 to 1068 and encodes 314 amino acids. Gene Ontology annotation, cellular component: cytoplasm; nucleus; ribonucleoprotein complex.
GCCGAGUGAAAACAGACUCCAUUUUGUGUGCGUGUCUUUCUCGCUGUGUUUUGAAGAGGCAGCAGGCAGCAAGACGAUCCCUCAGAAGAAAACACACAGAAAGAUACACAUCCUACAGCCAGAAUGAGUGGAUGUCGCAUUUUUGUCGGCCGGUUGAACCCGUCUGCCAGAGAGAAGGACGUGGAGAGAUUCUUCAAAGGAUAUGGCCGCAUCCGAGACAUCGACCUCAAGAGGGGCUUUGGUUUUGUGGAGUUUGAUGAUCCUAGGGAUGCGGAGGAUGCAGUUUAUGAACUGGACGGCAAGGAGCUCUGUAAUGAGAGGGUGACCAUUGAGCACGCCCGUGUGCGCCUGCGUGGUGGCCGGGGACGUGGUGGCGACAGAGGAGGUGGUGGAGGUCGCUUCCCGGAUCGCUAUGGCCGUGGCUCCCAGGAUAGUCGGAGGACCAACCAACCAAGUGGACAACAAGCAGAUAGGAACCCUCCUCCGAUGCGUACGGAGAACCGUCUCAUCGUGGAGAAUCUGUCAUCCCGCGUCAGCUGGCAGGACCUGAAAGAUUUCAUGAGACAGGCUGGGGAAGUCACGUUUGCCGAUGCCCACCGCCCCAAGCUCAACGAAGGGGUGGUUGAAUUCGCCUCUUACAGCGAUCUGAAAAACGCAGUUGAGAAGCUGUCUGGCAAGGAGAUCAAUGGAAGGAAGAUCAAGCUGAUUGAGGCAGCUAAGAAGAGGGGUUCCAGGAGUCGUUCCCGCUCAGAGAGCUCCUCUCGUUCCCGUUCUCGUAACCGUUCCCCGUCCCGCUCCAGGACACCCCGUCGUUCCAGGUCCCACUCCCCCAAGAGGAACUACUCUCGCUCUCGGUCCCACAGCGGCUCCCCAGCCCCCCGUGGAGGCGCAGGAGGUGGUGCUGCCCCCGCCUCCCCACCACCCAGGGCUAAGGAGACCUCCAAACGGCCCUCCAAGCCAAGCAAGUCUGCCUCUCCACACUCCCCUCCCCCUGCACAGCGUGCACCUUCCAGGUCUCGGUCUAGGUCUCGUGGCUCUCGUUCCCUGUCCACGGACAGCCGCCACUGAGUAUUGAGAACAGGAAUACACUCAUUUUGACAUGAACACACGCAUAGCUAACGCUCACACACAUACACAGUACAUGAAUACACUCCCAUUAAGACAAACGUGAACACACACACUGUUUUAGUAAGACUACAGGGCCUGCUAUCUCUGUGUUUUCCCUCGGUUUCCUACCUCCUGCCCCCUCUUCUGACAUGGCUGACCUUUGACCUACUGCAGCAUGGUGGGUGUCCUCGGUAAAAGCAUCACACUCUGAACACAAUGACGGUUUCAGUUUGAGCAUUUAUUCUGAAACCUUGGUUUUGUUUCGGUCAGUAUUUUUUACUUGGAAUGUUUUUUUUGUUUUUGUAAUUCAAAGCUCAUGUAUGAUUUGAUUCCCCUCUGCCCGCUGUUGGUUGGCAGCUCUGAUAUCAUGAACAGUUGAGAAUUCAAGUCCUGUUGCAUGAUGGUAAUGAAUGUGAUUGGGUAAGGUUUUGGGUCGUACCAUUCUCAUCUCAGUGUAGGGGUGGCGUAAGGUAACCGUUUGGGGAAUUGUUUUGUUUUAUGCUGUGAUGAUUAUUUUUUAAUAGGAUGCCAUCUUUUUUUUGGUGUGUCAGACUUUGUGACGGGCAGUGAAGAUGUUUUAUCCUCAGUGAAGACACCUUGUGAAAACAUUGUUGUACAUGCUGUGUUUUUAUUUUAACCAAUUUCUAUUGAAUGUUUAAAUGGAGUGAUAUCUCUGUACUUUUAGUUUCUAUAUAGCAUUCUAUACAUUUCCCUUUUACAACUUAUUGUGAAGAGGUUUUAACACCUGGACAAUAGUUUGGAAAAUAAAACAUUUUGUACGCUAAAGCAUGAAGUAUGAUUUUUUUUUUUUUUUUUUCAGUGUUUGAUAUGAAGGUUAUUUGUAUUUCCAUGGAAAAAGAACAAGUCCCAAAGCAAAUUACCAAUAAACAGUUUUAAAUAAAGCAUUAAAAUACAA